AGACAUCACAGAUGGAUUGAAGAAUGCAGGCCCUGGCAAUGCAACACAAAUGAAGAAGCUUCUUCAGAAUACUACUAACUAAUAAGCUAAUAUAGCUUAUAGUGUUUUUCUCAGUUUCUUAGACAUUUAAUUCAAGUUAUCAAGGUGAAACUGACCUCUGGCUUUUCGCAGUUGACGAGCAUAUCAUCAAGAAUUUUUUGUUAUGUGGAACUGUAUAUAGUUAUUUUUCUAACUGUGCAGGGAAUUAUUAAGGAAUCUGACCUAAAGGAUGGGAAAUUCCUGUAGGAAGCACUGUCAAGCCAUACGCCGCUUGUUGCCUUGUGGCAAUAAUGGCACAGGUAAAACAGAAGUCAUUGUCAUUCCUACGGAACAACAUAAACCAACGUAUGUAGCUCUAUAUGAUUACCAGGCACGUACUCCCGAUGAGCUCAGUAUCUUUGCCGGGGACCGUAUGCAGAUACUGAACAGCAAUCAGCAAAAUUGGUUGAAAGCCAGACUUUUGAGUCCAAGAGAAAAUCUAGAGGGAUAUGUUCCUAUCAACUAUGUUGCCCCAGUCACCGACAUUGCAUCUCAGCCGUAUUUCUUUCGCAACUUCAAGCGUACAGAUGCUGAAAGGCAGCUCAUUCUUCCUGGCAAUGGGGUGGGGUCGUAUUUAAUUCGCGAAAGUGAAAGCCAAGUAGGCAAUUACUCUCUGUCUGUGUAUGAUGGCACUCAUGUGAAACACUACAGAAUUCAUAAGAACGAUAAUGAUGGUUACUUCAUAACCACAAGGACAGUAUUUCCAAGUCUGCAGGAACUUGUUACUUAUUAUUCCCAGAAUGCUGAUGGACUCUGCUGCAGACUCGCUAAUCCUUGCCUCAGGAAUGAAGCUCCCCUGCCUCCAGAUUUAUGCUACGAGACUGCAGAUCACUGGGAAAUUGAUCGGAAUUCUCUGAAGUUUUUGAAAAGGCUUGGUCAUGGCCAGUUUGGUGAGGUUUGGGAAGGACUGUGGAGCGAUACUAUAUCGGUGGCCAUUAAAACACUUAAAACAGGUACAAUGAAGCCACAGGAUUUUUUAAGAGAGGCACAAUUUAUGAAGAAUCUUAAACAUCCAAAACUUAUUCAACUCUAUGCAGUCUGUACGUUGGAAGAACCAGUAUAUAUUAUAACAGAACUCAUGAGACAUGGAAGUUUGCUUUCAUAUCUACAAAAUGACAAAGGUGAAACAAUUGGACUGCCUCAACAGGUAGACAUAGCUGCCCAAGUGUCAUCAGGAAUGGAAUAUUUAGAAAGACAGAACUUUAUCCACAGAGACCUUGCAGCCAGAAAUGUUCUUGUCGGUGAAAACAGUGUAUACAAAGUUGCUGAUUUUGGACUAGCCAGAGUUUUUGAGGAUGAUGCUAUCUAUUUGGCCAGAAAUGAUACAAAGCUGCCAUUAAAAUGGACAGCACCCGAAGCAAUCUGUGACAACAAGUUCAGUGUGAAGUCUGAUGUCUGGUCAUUUGGAAUCCUUCUCUAUGAAAUAGCUACAUAUGGAAAGAUGCCUUAUCAAGGUAUGUCAGGAAGGGAAGCACAUGAGAAGGUGAUGAUGGGAUAUAGGCUCCCACAGCCUCCAAACUGCCAUGCUUCAUUCUACAAAAUUAUGUUGGACUGUUGGAAAGAACAACCAGAAAAUAGGCCAACAUUUGAUACAUUACAAUGGAGACUGGAAGAUUUUUUUGAAGUGGAAGUAUCAUCUUAUUAUGAUCCAAAAGAGUUUAUACAAUGAACUUUGGACACAAAACAGAAAAUAUAUGUGGCCUCAAAUGAUUAGUAUCUUACUAAUGAUCUUACUAAUGGAUAAGUAAUUCAGUGUCAAGAGCAGCAACUGGUGGUCAUUCCUUUGCUUUAAUAGUGAAGGAUACUCAAAUGUAAUUUCAAGAUUUAGUUCUAUUGAACAAAUGAAUCAUAAGAAAUACAUCAGCGCUAGGAAAUACAGCACUGUUAAUUCAAGGAUUUAAAUUAAUUGAGUCAAGACAGCAGGUGAAAAAAUAAUUCAAGAAAACAAGAUGCUCUAAUAGGCAGUUUACAAUACAUAGCUAGUAUUUACAUGAAUAGAAAUAUGUCAAAUACCCAUCAUUAAAUAGGGUAGGUUACACUAUGAAACUAUUUAUAAUGUAGAAGUAAUUUUAAAUU
This is a messenger RNA of Spea bombifrons (plains spadefoot toad), 2154 nucleotides long. It is a transcript of the gene FRK, whose product is annotated as fyn related Src family tyrosine kinase. The record is from RefSeq and is a predicted model, not a curated record. The transcript has 8 exons. The coding region runs from base 269 to 1747 and encodes 492 amino acids. NCBI's taxonomy places the organism in Eukaryota, Metazoa, Chordata, Amphibia, Anura, Pelobatidae. Gene Ontology annotation, cellular component: extrinsic component of cytoplasmic side of plasma membrane. Gene Ontology annotation, molecular function: non-membrane spanning protein tyrosine kinase activity; signaling receptor binding; ATP binding. Gene Ontology annotation, biological process: innate immune response; cell differentiation; cell surface receptor protein tyrosine kinase signaling pathway.